This is a messenger RNA of Suncus etruscus (white-toothed pygmy shrew), 993 nucleotides long. Its product is annotated as corticosteroid-binding globulin-like. NCBI's taxonomy places the organism in Eukaryota, Metazoa, Chordata, Mammalia, Eulipotyphla, Soricidae. The transcript is spliced from 4 exons. Gene Ontology annotation, molecular function: serine-type endopeptidase inhibitor activity. Bases 1 to 993 code for a protein of 330 amino acids. The record is from RefSeq and is a predicted model, not a curated record. Gene Ontology annotation, biological process: negative regulation of endopeptidase activity.
AUGAUGUCCCUGGGUGCAGGGAACGAGACAGGCUUCAAGAUUCUUCAAGGCCUUGGUUUCGACCUCAGUCAGAUCUCCAAGCAAGAAAUCCAUGAGAAUUUCCAACAAAUUUACAAACUCCUUGAGCAGUCAAACAAUAGCUUAGACAUGAUAAUGGGAAAUACACUGUUCUUCAAGAAAAGCCUAAAACUUCUGGAUUUGCCCUCAGAUAACCUCACAUACUACUAUGGGUUAGAGAAAGUGCCUAUAAAUGUCAGAAACUGGACCAGAGGUAGCAAUCAAAUCAAUGAGUAUAUCAAGAAUAAGACACACGGAGGAAUCUCAGACUUGCUCUUAAAGCUGAAGUACCCAGCCAACCUUGCCCUGGUCAACUACAUCUUCUUCACAGGCCCCUGGAUACAAGGCUUUGACCCAGAAAAUACCAAGGAGCAGAACUUCAUUGUGGAUGACCAGACCAUAGUGAAGGUGCCCAUGAUGUUCCAGUCAAGGAUCUUCAACUUCCUGUAUGACCCAAUACUGCAGUGCUUCGUGGUCGAGUUGACCUCCAUGGGCAAAAAUAAAAUGCUCUUGGUCCUUUCAAACAGAGAGGAGAUUGGCACAGUUAUCAAUAGGCUGAGCCAUGAGACCCUAUAUAGGUGGUCCCAAUCCAUCAUCACCAGCUAUCUGGACCUCUAUGUCCCCAAACUCUCCCUUUCUGGCAUCUGUGACCUUGGGGACAUCAUGAAGGGCAUGGGCAUAGCAGACCUGAAGAGGACGAAAACAAACCUGGCCGGCCUCACUGGCAGUGCCAUGAGGAAGUUGUCCAAGGUACUGCAUAUGACCAAGCUGGAGAUCACUGAGCAAGUUACAGAGCAAGAUGUCCCCACAGAUGAUACCCUGUACAGGAACCGCAGGCCUAUGAUUCUCCGAUUUGAUCAGCCUUUCCUCCUCAUGAUCUUCGACACAGACACAUGGAACAUUCUUUUCCUGGGCAAAGUGAUUUAUCCAGUCUAA